Molecule: messenger RNA, 4458 nt
Organism: Echinostoma caproni
Lineage: Eukaryota; Metazoa; Platyhelminthes; Trematoda; Plagiorchiida; Echinostomatidae
Source: the annotation of a GenBank genome assembly
AUGAAUAUCAGUGGAAUGAAUAAAACUUCUGAGGAUAAGGCUCUUGCGAUUGUCAGCCCAGUUGCCCCAUGUCAGUCGCGCAGUUACGGUAGGAUCUCGUGCAGUCCCGUAUGCGAACCAGGAAACCAGUCGAAACCGGUGUCAAAUGCAGUGAACUGUCAUGGGUUGAUCGAUGAAUUUACGUUACCUCUGAGCGGGGAUUCCCGUGAGAGUUUGUUACUACGGGCUUCUUUAAAAAAUAGAGUGGAAAAUCACCGGCAAUAUUCACCAUCUCCUCUCGGUGAUGACAAUGUUUGCCUGGUAGGCUCUAAAGAAAAUUCCUCCGAAUGCCUGGAUCUAAAGCAACUGGAAAAAUGUGAUUCGACUCCUACUAGCGCUUUUAAAAGUCCCCUUGGUUCCCAAGAACAGGGUCUCGCCGAGGUUGCAACCGAGCCCAAAUCAGUCUCCAAUCCUAGUUUGUCUCCACAUCCCGCGGAGAACUGUCUUGUCGAUUCAAAUCAUUGCAACGGUUCAAUCGUCACGCCGUCUUCCGGUGUACCUGGUUGUUUCACGCCUCCUGGUGAUGUCCUCUUAGAUGUGAACGGUCGUUCCGGGUCCCAGACACCUGCGUCUGUGAAUGAGUCCGAUCGCAUUAGGAUGGAUUUAACCAAAUUGGACGAAACGAUUGAUUAUGUUCUAUCAUAUGCACGCAGCGAUGAACCGUGUGAAGGCAUGUUCGUUCUACCUUGUCGCUCACGCGAUGCAACCCAUUUAUCAUCUCCUAAUCUCCGUGCCAACACACCAAGCUCUGGCAUACUCGCAUCUCCAUCCUCCUCACCACCUCCAGCAUCUCCGCCACCCUAUCGGGUAAUAUCCUCACCCAUGCUCAAUCAGUCCAAAACACAGUCACUGGUACAGUCAAGCAGUGUUCCGUGUGUGGUGUCCCAGUCUGUUCCGAGGUUUAUUGUGGAUCAGGCAUCGGGAGUUCUUCACUUUCCUCGAUCAGUUCAUCCCUCGGGCGGUUCUCAGGGUGUUACCCAACCUACUGUGUCUUUUGUGCAUGUUUAUUCGGAUUCAUCAACUAUCCAGGAUACUCGAGUCCCCGAUCAGUCAGGAUCUCAGCCCAAAUCCUUAAAUCCAGCUACUCAAAUGGUUUUACACUCCAAUGUAAUCCAUGGUUUCCAAAACCAUGUUGUAGCGCCCCAAAACGCAUUCGCAGUUCCACCCUCCUCGGUGCCUCGCACGUUCAGUUCUCUGGUGUCUCCUACUAAGGUGAAUCUUGUGCAUGCGUUACCCGCUCAUGUGUCCCGUGUUGGUACUCUUUCCCCCACAUACACAUCCCUCGCUCAUGUGUCAGAGCCGACAGGUUUGGUUUCCAGCAGAGCCGUUUUGUUCAGCCCAUCAAACACCGUAUGUGUUAUGCAAAACCCCAUGUUAUCACCUCCUGUUUAUGAAACUACAACCCCCUCCAACUUUCCUACUGAUCAUCAAACCGCACUAACCUACACGUCUUUCCAGUCGUUUGAGAAAAAGGUUUGUCCCACAUCUCCUGUGUCCUUUCGACAACCGGUGGUACCACAGCAGUCUGUAAUAGCACUGAGUGGACAAGUUGGCGGUGCCAUUCCGGUCAUUACAGACAAGGAUAACCAUGUAGCAAUCAGUCCUCCAAACACCGUUGUUCGUCCAGUUCCCGGGGUUAAAAAGCGCACUCAUAAUUCCUCUUCGGCGGGAAAUAAACGAAGGAAAACAGUUGCUACCGCAUCGCCCAUCUCUGGCCCCGUUCCUGGUUCACAAAUAAGGGUGCAACCCGAUCCGAUCCAACCCGGGAGGUCCACUUUCCAGGAAUGCAUUGAAAAACUGAAAGGAUGUGAUGUAAAAUCCUUGGUUUCUGCACCUCUCCUCAAGCCACAUUCAUCCGUCUUACUUCCUGCCGGUGGAUCAGACCCUCCAUCAAGUCCUUUGAGUCAUAUGGACGAGUUAGACCUUAUGAGACGAAGGGGUCUGAAGUACUCCCGUGGUCCUUUAGCGAUGCAAGUCCCAAAGCUUCCUAGUCACAAGGAUUCCAAAGCCGAUAGCUAUAUACUCCAACAUCUGCGAACCACUGCACCGUUGGGCGCGCUAGUUAGCCCCAGGAAAUUCCAGAAACUGUCGUGCUGUGCGCAUCCCGUGUGUUCCUCACCCGAGCCACCUUCUUUUGAGAACCAUAUGCGGGCGUUGUUUUCGAGUAUGCAUCGGCCACCCAAAUGUGAAAAGGAACAAAAGCCCGUUGAGUGUGUUCCCACAAAACCUUUGGGUCAUACCGUUCUGGAUUCAAAGCUCAUUCCAAUUUUCUCCGAGGUUUCUGUGGGUAAACCGGAUCCUGAGAGGUGCACUCCUCCUUUGCCUCUGUUCCACAUGCCCAAUCCACGACUAAUUUGUCAGCCCAUUUGCCUUGGAACCGGUGAUCGCGAGGUUAGCGAGUCAGCUCCAUGCAAUACUGGUGAUGAACCGAACGAACCUCGAGAGUCUAAAGUGAGCAACAGUCCGUCAGAUCAGACGGUGCAUCCACGACCAGAAUACAAUGGCAUUCCUGCAGGAAACAGUCCGCUAAUUGAUUCAGAAACUGGUGAAGUAGUUGCUGGAAGGCGUAUACCUGAAGCUGAGCAGAUCUUGCCGGCCGAUACGGGAGCAGAGAAGUUGCAUAUCACAUUCACUAUCAAUCCAUCGAUGACGAGUGGUGUCUCUAAAAUUGUAAGGCGUAUCGCAGAAUUGCUGGGGAUCGACCAGAACGCUGUGUGCUAUCAGGUAACUAGGUCCGGUGCACAAAUUACCCUCGACCAAAAACAGUCACAAAGCGAAAGCGUCAUGAAGAACCUAGAGAGCCAACUACGGGAGCAGUUUACUCCUUUAUCGCUUCAUGUCGAAAAAGCCACAAAUCAAUCCGAGGAUAUUGGUUCACUUCCGACUCCCGGUGACUCGGAUGCUCUAGUUUCACCGUCACUGGGAUUAACCAAAUCUGCGAGCUUCGACUCAUCAAAUAGCGGUAAAGACGUCCCACUGUCGAAACUUGAACUAUCGCGUUACGUGGAGGAACCUGUCAGUAUCCCGUCACUUCUAACUUCAAAACGCACGGUCAUUAAACCUUGUCAAAACUGUGAUAAGCCUGUGCCCCCUCAUACCGGACAUCGAAAGUGUUUGGAAGAAAUAGCUGCUCUCAGUGGGCUUUCAUCUCGAACUGAUCUGAAUGGCGAUUUUGUGUUUUGUUCUGUGGAAUGCUUCGUUCAGUUUUCGCGUCUAGUCUCUAAUCGUCAUGUGGAUGACGUUGGAUGUAUCACCAGAAUGACCGAAGAUAUUGGCCCACACCAUUCGGCAGAUACCCGACAACCCACGUUGGCUUGUGAUUUUUCUGCCUCCAUCCCUGUUCUAUUGCAUUGGGGUCUUCCUAAAACCGGCAAAGCCUCCAAACGUCACGUUAUGUCCACAAGUUCACUGGGACCCGGAUGCAAGCGACGGAAUAUUAACGCGGGAUUAAGUUCUUUCAAAAGCAAACGAUGGCGAGGCUCCCGAUGGCGUGUGUUUUCAGCCCAUUCUCUGUCACAGUAUUCAAAACCUCAAUCCAAUUACUGGUGUGAAGAAAACGUUUCGGAAUUACUGAAGGACCAUUCAUCACAUUUACUCCUGAAAGAUGCUACAGACCAUCGAGUCUGUAUUUUGUGCUCGGUUCGCGGAGAUGCGACAGAGGAAAGUCUCGGCCGACUGUUACCGUAUGAUGUAGACAAAUGGCUUCAUAUUAACUGUGCUCUGUGGUGUUUCGAAGUAUAUGAAACUGUGGGUGGUUCCCUCAAUAACGUAGAUGUGUGGCUAAAAAAGGCUACCGAGACUAGUUGUUCACAUUGUGGGAAUUUUGGUGCUGGGCUGCCCUGCUACAACCCCAGGUGUACAUCGGUUUAUCACGUGUCUUGUGCCGUUGAGCUGAAGUGUAUGUUUUUCACUGAUCGUGGAAUGUACUGUCCUCAACAUCAACCGAAAGAGCAACACCCCAUGCAGUUGCUUUCGUUAGCUGUCCAUCGACGUGUUUACAUAUCCCGGGACGAAAACACUCAGGUAGGUAGUGUUAUUCACGAGGAGGACCGGACAAGUGUGGUGAGAAUUGGAACAGUUUACCUACAAAGCGUCGGUCAACUUCUGCCACAUCAAAUAGAAAGUGGAUACUUCCAUGCGCGUCGGUAUAUCUACCCGGUUGGAUUUCGAUCAACUAGAAUCUAUUGGUCCAUGAGAAAACCGAAGUCCAGAGCUCGCUACGUUUGUGAAAUUCUUGAAAAUGAUGGCAAACCGUUAUUCAGAAUCACUGUCAUCGACAAAGACAUGGAUGACGAAACUUUCACCCACGAGACAUGCAGUGGCGUUUGGAGAUGUGUCCUCACGAAAAUCGAGCAGUUACGUGAACGGGAUAAGUUAGUCAGACUUUUUCCUGAACAUCUGAAAGGUGAGGAUCUGUAC